CUCCUGAAUCCGACUGUUUUUCCUGUGCCUGUACAGUGGCAUCCGUAUGCGCGUUAUUGACACCUCACAAGUCGACUCAAGAUGAAAUGCCGUAUUUCACGCGACGAGACGACCCCACUCAUGACCUGCAAGAGGAACGAUCAAGAGGCGGCCACGCUGCGCAACAUCGAGGUGCACUCGCUGCGUUACAUGGGAAUCUUCAAGGCAGCAGUAACGGCAGACACAGCAUUUGCCGACGACCCGCUAUUUGACUACAUCGAAGAUCGUCCAUAUCCAAAGUCUUCCAGGAGAAGAUGUUAUACCCGGCUCGGAUGGUAUGCCGCGAAAGUGCAUAGCGCAUCUGCGAUGACAGUAAACAACGGAGAUGCAGUACUGACGUUCCAGCUUCCUAGACGGGAAGCUCGACCAAUAGAGCGUACUCUGUAUAGGCUGUCUAAACUCCUUUGCAGAGGACUGUCGCGAGAGCAACAAGCACGGUUUCAGGAGUGGAGGCAAAAGCAGGCUCAGGCCAUCCGAGCCGCCUUCGGCGAGAGAGAACAAGACAUGUUUCGAGUGGAUGGUUUAGCCACACGACCUGAGAAACGACACAGAGGCUAUGGAAGCGCCCUCAUGGCAGCUGCGAACGUCAGAGCAGACGAACUCGGAUUGGCCUCAUGGCUAUCGACGUCCAACAUCAAGAACACGGCCUUCUACGAACACUUCGGCUUUGCCACGGUGCACGAGUAUAUGGUGGGGGAGGCCAACCCGAAUUGGGCCAGGCCACCAGUUGUUGUGAAGAUUAUGGUCAGAGAAUCACAGCCUGCGCUAGCAACAUCCCUGGACUACCUCAUGUCAUGGUGAACCACUAUUGUGUAUCUGGUAUCCCAUAUACCAGCCCGUCCGACGCAGCUGCAUACAACACUUUGAAUUCAUGUUUGUCAGCC
Molecule: messenger RNA, 923 nt
Organism: Fomitopsis serialis
Lineage: Eukaryota; Fungi; Basidiomycota; Agaricomycetes; Polyporales; Fomitopsidaceae
Exons: 7
Coding region: 82-840 (252 amino acids)
Molecular function (GO): acyltransferase activity, transferring groups other than amino-acyl groups
Source: RefSeq, a predicted model, not a curated record